GAUCCACCUCCUUAAGUGAAUUGUUUAAUUGUUCACCAUCAUUCAUGACUGGAUGUGGCAGCUCUGCAGAGUUUAGAUCUGAUCCUUUGGUUGUGUUACUUAACUCUGUCUUUCACUCAUUUUUUAGCACACAAGUAGUCCUGUUUUGUAGCUUUCCUCGGAUGACAUUUCAUUUUCAGCUUUGUUUGGAAUGUUUAGGUUGAGUGUGCAUGUGUGCACUGCUUUCUCAGUACUUACUAUGAUCAUUGCUUGCUGCCUUGCUGGAUUUUUUUCUUUAUUAGCACUAAGCAGGCAUCGAGUUAGCCUCUAGUUGCAGAGUUGAUGAAACCUUGAAUUGAGAGAGAAAACAAUGAGCCAGCCCCAAGCCCAGCCAACUAUGAGGCAACAUUAAUAAAGGAGUGAAGGAUGGAGCCAAGAGCAACUGCCUGAGCAUGCCCCGACCUACCUGGAAAACUGCACAACAGGACAGUGCUCAGAAAGCUUUAGUCUGUCCCUCGUCCAGACUCUAACAGACAAAUAAAUUCUCUCAAGAGUCAAGGAUUCCACUUUUACCUCUUUGCUGCUGGACUAGAAAAAUUGCAAUGGAUGAUCCAUUGUGGAGUGCCAGAAUAUUGCAAACUAAUCCACAGGCAGUCAAAACUGUGCACGCAAGGUACCUUUCUAGUGGUGCCGAUGUUAUUACCACAGCCACAUACCAGGCAACUCUGGCAGGAUUUGUUAAGUAUCUUGAUUUAAAAUCCGAGGAGGCAGCUCAGCUUUUACAGUCAGGUGUAUAUCUCGCCAAAGAGGCUGUUGCUGAGUUUCUCUCAGAAUCCAGAAAUUCCGAGAGGAGAAAACCUCUCAUUGCAGGUUCCAUUGGGCCUUAUGGAGUUUUUCUGCAUGAUCGUUCUGAAUACUCAGGAAAUUAUGUUGAUUCGAUGACUAAAGAGGAACUAAAGGCUUGGCAUCGACCUCAGAUGCAGUCUUUGAUAACUGCAGGAGUGGAUCUCAUUGCUAUGGAAACAAUUCCCAGUCAGAAAGAAGGAGAAGCUCUGGUGGAACUUCUUAGGGAAUUUCCUAACGCUAAAGCUUGGUUGUCAUUUUCUGCCAAGGAUGGGAAAUGUAUUUCCCAUGGAGAGAACUUUGAUGAUGCAGUGAAAUUUCCAAUUAAAUCUGAUCAGUUGGUGGCUGUUGGAAUAAACUGCUGCUGUCCUGAUAUAAUUAGUCCACUCCUUAUGAGUGCCAAUAAAACUAGGGGUACCAAAAUAGGAUGGAUUGUAUAUCCCAACAGUGGCGAAACAUGGAAUCCUAAUACACACGGCUGUCGUUGCGGCAUCUGUCUUCUUUUGGCUGAAGAUCUCCCUGGGUCAUCUUCGGUCUUUUGUUGCAAAGACGUUUCAUGUGAAAAAGCUGGGAGAGAAAACCAGUCAACAACCAACUUGCAAAGUUUGCAUUGGAAUGGAAAGAGCUUGGUGCUAAAUGGAUUGGUGGCUGUUGCAGAACUACUCCAGCUGAUAUCGCAGAGCUACGAGCUACCCUAACACUGGAUUUGUCACAUGAUUGAGCUUCGAAUAUUGGCAAGAACAAUGUGAAUGCUGUGGACAUUUAUUGCGACUAAUUCUUCUGGCCUAUUGUUCAACUCCAAUUGUGUUGAUCUAAUCUUCAAAUGGAUGAUAGCAGACUUUGAUCUUUCAAAGUUUUAAUUUGGAAUGUCUCAAAAAGCUGAUUUUUAUAGACUUUGUAAAUAGCAUUUGAUCAACAGCAACGAUAUUACUUAAAAAAGCUAGCUUUAUAGUAAUUUCCUUACUAUAUUUAAGCAUCAAUAGUUCCAUGGAACAGUAUUAAUAUUCCAUGAUAAACUAAAUUGUUGUGGGAGGAUUUAUCACCAUUUUUGAAUGAGUGAGGUGUCAAUUUUAAAUAUUAGAUACUUGUUUAAAAAUGGCAAACUAAUUUCCUGACUAGUCAAGGAGUUAAUAGCUUUGUGAUAUAAUUGCUGUACUAUGGCUCAGAGUGUUGCAAUGGACAAAGCACUGUGUACUUUCAAUGAAUCUUCUGGAAAUUUCAAUGUAACUGAUUUGAUAAUAAAAUUUCAGUUUAG
Messenger RNA from Chiloscyllium plagiosum (whitespotted bambooshark), 2077 nucleotides. NCBI's taxonomy places the organism in Eukaryota, Metazoa, Chordata, Chondrichthyes, Orectolobiformes, Hemiscylliidae. The record is from RefSeq and is a predicted model, not a curated record.